Prunus armeniaca (apricot) is the source of this 1587-nucleotide messenger RNA. Lineage: Eukaryota; Viridiplantae; Streptophyta; Magnoliopsida; Rosales; Rosaceae. The record is from the annotation of a GenBank genome assembly.
AUGACAUUCGCUAUGCCAUCGGCUAGCGAGACAUUUGACAAUACUCAAUGGACUUGGCUUGGGGUUCGGGCCUUGUCCAAGAUGGAAGGAAGAUAUUCAGAUGCCGGUACGCAUGGGUUGCGACCCCAUGCAAUGCAUAGAUGGUUAUGUGGGACAUUCGGAAUACAUAUGUCGCCAAGGCUUAGGCGACAUGCAAGUAUGACAGCUUGUGUGUAUAACUUGAGGAUGUGGGCUAUCGUGGACGAUGAAGGCAUGACCGACAAAAGUGUGGCGUCAAGGGUUCGUUGCCGGAUGCGGAGUGAUUGUAUUGUCACAAGUGGGAGAAGGCUGACUGGGAUCCGAAGGGAUCCUGGGUCACACGGGUGUGCUUUGAGUGGUGAAAUUUGUGUUUCGCUUCUGCCGCGCUGCGCCGCUCGCUCAUCCCGUGACACUAUGGUGCUCAAAGCAGCCAUAGAGCCAAAGCCGGUCCUGGGUUUUCUAAAGCCUAUGGUCGUAAAGAAUGACGUUUCCUAUAGUCAUGUCACUCUGAUGCUAGUCUUGAGCAAAAUGGCCACAGCAACAAAGCUACUGCUAACAGACCUCAUGUCCGGUGUGAACCAUGUCCCCUCAAACUACGUUAGGCCCAUCUCUGACCGUCCAAAUCUCCGUGAUGUUCAGAUAUCAGAUGCCUCCUCCAUUCCUCUCAUUGAUCUCAAGGACCUCCAUGGCCACAACCACUCUAAUAUUAUCGAACAGAUUGGCCUAGCUUGCCAAACUGAUGGUUUCUUUCAGGUGAAAAAUCAUGGGGUGCCAGAGGAAAUGAUCAAAGACAUGUCAAGUAUAGCAAGAGAGUUUUUCAAGUUGCCAGAGAGUGAGAGGUUGAAGAUGUACUCAGAUGACCCUUCAAAGACCACAAGGCUUUCCACUAGUUUCAAUGUCAGGACUGAAAAACUUUCCAACUGGAGGGACUUUCUGAGACUCCAUUGCUACCCUCUUGAAGAUUAUGUCCAAGAAUGGCCUAACAAUCCCCCAUCAUUCAGGGAGCAAGUGGGUGAGUAUUGCACAAGUGUGAGAGGGCUGGUACUAAGAUUGCUUGGGGCCAUAUCAGAAAGCUUGGGCUUAGAAAAGAACUAUAUUGUUGAGGCAAUAGGCAAGCAAGGCCAGCAUAUGGCUUUGAAUUACUAUCCACCCUGUCCAGAACCAGAGCUUACAUAUGGAUUGCCUGGACAUACAGAUUGUAACCUAAUCACCAUCCUUCUCCAAGAUGAAGUGCCUGGAUUGCAGGUCCUUAGAAAUGGCAAGUGGGUUGCUGUCAACCCCAUUCCCAACACUUUUAUUGUCAAUAUUGGUGAUAUGAUGCAGGUAAUUAGCAAUGAUAAGUACAAAAGUGUGCUGCACAGAGCUGUGGUUAACUGCAACUCAGAGAGGAUAUCAAUUCCAACCUUCUACUGUCCAUCACCUGAUGCAGUGAUUGCGCCAGCCAAGGACCUGAUCAGCCAUGAUCAACCAGCCAUGUACAGGAACUUUACAUAUGCUGAAUACUUUGAGAAAUUCUGGAACAGAGGACUUGCAACUGAGUGCUGCUUAGACUUGUUCAAACCCAACUGA